AUGAGGGAAGUGAUUGAGUUACUGAGUGAUCCGAUAGAACCAAGUCAGCUCCCUGGAUGGCCUCAGCUGGAAGGAGAUAUUAUAGAAUUGAGUGAUGAGGUGGAGUCGGAAAUCAUUAAAAAGAAUACAACUUGUGGUGAAUCUUUACCGAAUAUUUUGAGCUGUGAAUCCUCGCGUGUUAAACCUCUGCGUUGUUUAUCGAGUGAAAACCUCUUGGAUUUGGGCAAUUGGGUAAGCUCGGAUGAAGAAUCUUUCAAUGUCAGUCUACGAUAUACACCACUCAAAAUUUCAAGUACUAAACCAGAACACUCUGUACUCCAACCGCAAGAUCCUCUUGUUCAAUUACUACCAUCGUCUCCUGUUGCGGAGCGUAUAUUAGAACUAGAACCACAUUCGAACCCCGAGAUACUGCGGCAGACAAUCCAUCAGGAGAAUCGAUCAUUAGAGUCGACCUAUGAACUCAUUGGGUCAUCUAAUGAGCUUUUCAAAGUAACUGCCUCUCUAAAUGCCCUGGGAAGCGUUCUCACCACGCUGGAUAUCGUGAACAAAAAACGUAGUAUUCGGGCGAUGAGUACGAUUUCAGAUCCUAUUGAAAGCAGCUCGCCCAUGAAAUCUCCACCUCCGCGGAAAAGAGUCAAAGCUUUGAACUCGAGAGAGAAAGCCACAAAUGAUCACUCCAAAGCUUGGAAAGCUGCUAAUAAAGCUAUCAGGAGGAAGCAGGAUAUUCUUGGUGAAAUGGUAAUUGAGAUCGCCCUUUGCCUCGAAAAAAAAAUUGAAACCGAAUACUUCAGAAGUAUUUUUGUACAACCUACGGUAAGGAGCUCGUAUCUUGAGCUUCCUUUGAUAUCCUGGAAAAGAAGAGUGACUGCAAAAUACAAUAAGCAAGAUGAUACAUUUGAACCUUGUGAAUUGACAGAACUCUCCGAAAGAGUGUUCAUACUAUUUUAUGAAGCUGAAGAAUUGAUGAUAAAGCUCAAAAGUGGUGUUGUAUCAAGCGAUAUAGAAAGAGUUAAAAGCCGAGCAAAGCUGCAGGGCGUGGAAAACGAUGCCUUUUUGCUCCUCAUGGUACCUAGCUUCAGCGAAUACUUGCGAAAAUUACAAGCAGUGGAAAACAGACAAUAUCGUGCUAAGACGCUUGAGCACCUAAAUCCGUCACAGGUUGGAGGCUCUCUGAAGCUACGUGAGACAAAUGUUAUGUCGGCUUCGGAAGCUCUGAUGCUACUUAUUGAAAGCGAGGUGAAUUUGAGCAUUAAUAUCUUCACGCCAAGAUCCAUAGAAGAGGCUAUUGAUUGGCUUCAUUCGUUUACUUACACCAUCGGAAGCUCCAUCUACGAUAAAUUUGAAAGAAAUCCUGAAUUUGCAAGCAUAGGGGCUGUCCGUCUGGGGUCAACUCCAAAAGGUAUGUUCCUUGAGAUGGUGAAGAAGUUUAACUUGAUGACAGACCCCAAAGCUGAGAAUCUAUACCAAUAUUACGCUUCCCCGUUGAGCUUGUACAAAAGAUUUUUGGAAAGUGAUGAUCUUGGAACUGUGCAAGGGAAGAGUAUUGUGCCGCCAUCGGUGAAUAAGCUUAUGAAGAAAGUGUUCACAUGCGAAGAUCCAAAUGCUGUGAUUACUGAUUAG
Molecule: messenger RNA, 1620 nt
Organism: Metschnikowia bicuspidata var. bicuspidata NRRL YB-4993
Lineage: Eukaryota; Fungi; Ascomycota; Pichiomycetes; Serinales; Metschnikowiaceae
Exons: 2
Coding region: 1-1620 (539 amino acids)
Molecular function (GO): nuclease activity; DNA binding
Source: RefSeq, a predicted model, not a curated record